UCUUGCAGAAAAAUUCAAACUCAAACAACAAUGACGACUACCAACGAACCAGAGUUUGCCACGGCCGUGGCGGUUGCGACAAAGAACAGAACGUUCAAGAAGUUCUCAUUCAGAGGGUUCAACGUCGAAGCUCUUCUCAAAAUGUCCACAUAUGAUCUCUCUAAGCUUUUCAACGCUCGUGUUAGAAGGAGAUUCUAUAGAGGGCUAAAGAAGAAGCCUCUGAUUCUGAUCAAGAAGCUACGCAAGGCGAAGAAAGAAGCAAAGGAUGAGAACAAGAAGAAGCCUGAACUAGUGAAGACGCAUCUAAGGAACAUGAUCAUUGUCCCUGAGAUGAUUGGAAGUGUUGUUGGAGUGCACAACGGUAAGAAGUUUAACGAGGUUGUGAUUAAACCUGAGAUGAUUGGUCAUUAUCUUGCUGAGUUUUCGAUGACUUGUAAGAAAGUUGAUCAUUAUAGACCACGUAUAUGUGGUUGUGGUUGUUACCGUAAUUCCACCAGGUUUAUUCCUCUGAGGUGAUUGAAGAGGAAGCUCUUUUAUAUUGUUAAGUUUCUUGGUGUCAGUGAUUUGGUAUUUUGUGUGUUGAUGUCUUAUCUUCUUUAGAAUG
Molecule: messenger RNA, 604 nt
Organism: Brassica oleracea var. oleracea
Lineage: Eukaryota; Viridiplantae; Streptophyta; Magnoliopsida; Brassicales; Brassicaceae
Product: 40S ribosomal protein S15-6
Exons: 1
Coding region: 31-516 (161 amino acids)
Biological process (GO): ribosomal small subunit assembly; translation
Cellular component (GO): ribosome; cytosolic small ribosomal subunit
Molecular function (GO): RNA binding; structural constituent of ribosome
Source: RefSeq, a predicted model, not a curated record